UCAACUGUGAGUGCAAUGUCUGGGUGGGGGAAAUGGUUGUGGGUCUGGGGUACAGCCUUGUUAGGGGGUUGGUUUCUUGCUAGUGCACAGAGGUUUACUACAAGUAGUUCUUUUUAUGAGGAGCCCUCUCUGGUCUGUGGGGAUGACAGCUUGGAGUAUAGUCUUCAAGUUAUGACCAGUGCAAAUGGUUCUGUUAGACUUUCAGUUCAAGAUGCUGAAGGUGAGCUAACUCCUCUCAUUACUGAGGAGUCCUGUGGUAUUUGGGCUGUCCCAGAGUCUGGAUCCAUGCAAAUUCUGGUGCGUUAUGACAGCUGCUACAUGAAAAAGAUGGCUGACUACUACAUAAUGGCUAUCGUCCUGGAGGUCAACAUCACAGGCUACUGGGAGGUCUAUGAGAAAGAGGAUCUGAGGUGCCCAGUAUUUCAAGUAAAGGAUUCUCCAACCUCUGGUGAGUGCUCCGAUGUCCCUAUAGGAAGCAGACUCCCAUGUGCUAGUUCUGCAGUUACCCAAGACAUUUGCCUGCAGAAUGGCUGCUGUUAUGACCAAACUAAUUCCAUGGCUCCCUGCUACUAUGGCAACAAAGUUACUGCCCAGUGCACUACUGACGGGAAACUUACAGUUGCUAUUUCCAUGGGUGUAACUGUGCCGGCACUAAUACUGGCGUCUGUCAAGUUUCAAAGAGCAAGUGGUCCGGAAUGUGACCCUAUUGUUAAAAAUGAUGCAUUUCUACUCUUCAGUAUUCCACUCUCAGCCUGCGGUACCAGGCAAACUGCGGAUGGUACCACAGUGGUUUAUGAGAAUGACCUGGUAGCUGAUAGGGAUGUAAUAACUUGGGGAGGAUCAUCAAUAACCAGAGACAGCCUCCUCAGAUUGCACAUCCGCUGUAGAUUCAUUGCCCGUGGAUCAGUCCCUCUGAAGGUAGAAGUAUUCACGUUGCCACCUCCACGUCUAGGAAUAACUUCUGGCCGAUUGACCUUAGAAAUGAGGAUAGCCCAAGACGCUCGGUACACUCCGUAUUAUGCUGAUGGGGACUACCCUAUAUUGAAGGUCCUGAGGGAUCCAGUUUUUAUUGAAGUGCGUAUCCUAAGGCGCAAUGACCUUAACUUGGUGCUGAUGUUGGAACAAUGUUGGGCCACCACAUCUGAAAGCCCUGUAGAGCUACCACAGUGGCCUAUCCUAGUAGAUGGAUGCCCAUUUGAAGGAGACAACUAUAAGACCCAGCUGGUACCUGUUGGGAGUGCAGUGGAUUUUCCUUCUCAUUAUAAACGCUUCGUUGUGAGCACUUUCACAUUUGUUGACCAAGCCUCUCAACUGGCAUUAGGUGGACUGGUGUACUUCCACUGCAGUGCAUCAGUUUGUGUACCAUCUUCACAGGGCCAAUGUGUGUCUACAUGCACCAACAGAAAAAGAAGAGAUCUUGACAGCUUGGAGCCGGGGACUCUGGUAUCUGCACAUGGGGCAAUUGACUUCAGCUUGGAUGAAAAAGUCAUUCUGACAAAAGACCUCCGCAAUGGUUACCUCUCAAGGAUGGAAUGGAUUGUCAUCUGGGCAUUUAUAGGCGGAAGCACUACAUGCAUGAUUUUAUUUUUUAUAUUACUUAAAAAAAGGAAUGGAUAUAUUAAAAAAAUCUAUAUUUAAUGACGCAA
Pseudophryne corroboree (corroboree frog) is the source of this 1646-nucleotide messenger RNA. RefSeq names its product zona pellucida sperm-binding protein 4-like. Gene Ontology annotation, cellular component: egg coat. The record is from RefSeq and is a predicted model, not a curated record. The transcript is spliced from 12 exons. Gene Ontology annotation, molecular function: structural constituent of egg coat; acrosin binding. Lineage: Eukaryota; Metazoa; Chordata; Amphibia; Anura; Myobatrachidae. Gene Ontology annotation, biological process: prevention of polyspermy; binding of sperm to zona pellucida. The coding region runs from base 16 to 1638 and encodes 540 amino acids.